ACGAGAUUACAAAGAGUUUACAAGACUGUUGAACAUUUUUUUGUUACUUUUAUUACUUUUAUCGUGUAUUUCCAAGGUAUAACGCGUUUUAUUUUCAUCGAAUAGCGAUCAAAGACUGAUUUUUUUAUUCUAUCGUACGCGUAUACCUUGUUAUAUUCUUAUUCGUGCCGAGAGGUUAUUAGUUAUUCAUAUUUUGAAAGAAACUAUCUACGUUCUUGGAUCCAAAGAAUGUCUGUGAUCUGUAGAAGCAGCUUACUCAGGGCCAAGGCCCUUUGCAACAAGUUUAAAGAAUUAUUUGUCGUCGUGCGUCACGCAUCGACGAGCGGAAACGGCGAUAAGCCAGCAGUGAAGGACAUCCCCGAAGAUGAGAUUAAAAAAUCCGUAUUCAUCUCUCAAUCCACGGAUAUCUUCACCAAUUUGGCACUGGAAGACUGGUUUUAUCGCAACUACGAUUUUAGUCGACAGCAUGUGCUCCUUCUGUGGAAGAGCAAUCCGUGCGUGGUGAUCGGUCGUCAUCAGAAUCCCUGGCUCGAGUGCAACGUGGCUGCUUGCGAAAAUCACGGAUUCGUCGUUGCACGUCGUAACAGUGGUGGCGGUACCGUCUAUCACGAUGAAGGCAACCUGAACCUUUCGUUUUUCACGCCACGGCAGAGAUACAAUCGCCGUUACAACCUGGAUAUCAUCACCAGAGCACUGUUUCGCGAAUGGGGACUCAAGUCGAACAUCAACACGAAAGACGAUAUCGUUGUGCAGGGCGAGUUCAAAAUAUCUGGUACGGCUGCAAAAUUAGGGCGUCCCAAUGCUUAUCACCACUGCACGCUACUGGUUGAUGCCAAUAAGCGAUCGCUCAGCCUGGCUCUCAGGAAAACCGAGACUGGAAUGACUACCACCGCGACCGAAUCCGUGAGAUCAGCGGUGAAGAAUUUGAGAGAAGUCAAUUCCCAUAUUAGAGUGGAUCAACUACUCAGUGCCGUUGGCUGGGAAUAUCUUCGUACCAGGUCGCUUACGGUCAGCGAUGGUGGACACAAACUUGUCGAGCAACAAAAGGGCUUUCAAAUGAUUAAUCCUACUGAAGACUGGUUCCCAGGUAUCGAAAAAUUGACAGAAGAGUUUCGUUCUUGGGCUUGGGUCUAUGGGAAGACACCCAAAUUCACUAUAACUCGCCUACUUGAAGCCCCAACGUCGGGAGGUCAAAAUCACGUUUUAAAAUUGAUAAUCGAGGUCGAACGUGGCAUCGUGCAGGACAUCAAAAUGACAUUACCCUCGGAUUUCAAUCGCGAUGCAAGUGUUAUCACAAAUUUGCGCGGAAAACGUUACAGCCACGAACUCACCGACAGUAUCAUCGAAGCGACUGGUUGCAAAGUCGUUGCUCAGGAUCUGUCGGUCGACAAGAGCAAUAUUGCAGCUUUAUAGCAUACUAUUGACGACUUUACAAACGAUACCUGAAUUCACGCACAUACAUACAGACACGCGUACAGGUUACUGGACAGUUAAGUGUUCUACUUGCUUAAUUAUACUAAAACAUUCAUGUAUAAUAUUUAUAAACUUGUAUUUUGUUACGUUGUGUAGAAUACAUAUUAUAUAAUAUAUAUACAUAUUAUUACAUAUACAUUU
Messenger RNA from Phymastichus coffea, 1614 nucleotides. It is a transcript of the gene Lipt1, whose product is annotated as lipoyltransferase 1, mitochondrial. Lineage: Eukaryota; Metazoa; Arthropoda; Insecta; Hymenoptera; Eulophidae. The transcript is spliced from 5 exons. Gene Ontology annotation, cellular component: mitochondrion; cytoplasm. The coding region runs from base 229 to 1413 and encodes 394 amino acids. Gene Ontology annotation, molecular function: lipoyltransferase activity. The record is from RefSeq and is a predicted model, not a curated record. Gene Ontology annotation, biological process: protein lipoylation.